Messenger RNA from Nematostella vectensis (starlet sea anemone), 1914 nucleotides. Its product is annotated as F-box only protein 8. The transcript is spliced from 7 exons. The record is from RefSeq and is a predicted model, not a curated record. The coding region runs from base 179 to 1054 and encodes 291 amino acids. Gene Ontology annotation, molecular function: protein binding; guanyl-nucleotide exchange factor activity. Gene Ontology annotation, biological process: regulation of ARF protein signal transduction. Lineage: Eukaryota; Metazoa; Cnidaria; Anthozoa; Actiniaria; Edwardsiidae.
CGCAGCCACGUCACAUGAGUCGAUGUCAGCCGAAAUGAACAUUAACAAAAACUUCAUCAAAACAUGACUACGAAACAAUACUGUAGCUAGCGGAAUACAAGCUACAGCUAUCUACAGCAGCGGUAAAAUUACCUCUGGCUCGAUGCAUUGAGGGAAGUAUUAUGCAUCUCCUGUAUUUAUGGGGCAGAUUAAUGGGAUAUUACCUCGCAAACACGGCGCAAAGUUUCCGCAGUCGUUCACCGACCUUGACAACUUGCCACCUGAGCUGGCAAUGGCUGUGUUGUCCAACUUAAACGCAACAGAUCUGUGCCUCGCUGCCUGUGUGUGGGAUCACUUAGCAAAUAAUAAUCUACUCUGGAUGAGCCUUUGCAGAACAACAUGGAAGCAUGUUUCAGCUUACAAAACUAUGGUGAAGAAAAAGAUGACCUACAAGUCCCUAUAUCUUUUACUUGACGAUGGCACUUGCUUAUUUAAUAUUUACCCUAAGGAGGGGAUUUUAUUUUUAGUAAGACAUCAUGUCCUUGAGGACAACAUCAAAGACUUAACAUUAUUUAUCCAUGGUUGGACUACCCUUAACCCAAAAGCAAUAAGAAAUUAUCUUGAAGAACGAAGAGAUAUACUUGUGGAGCUGGUCAACAUACAGCGUUAUCAUGGAAUGUUCUUACCAGCUGCACUGAGAAAGCUGUUUCAUAUGAUAGAGCCUCCAGAGCAGAGAGGAGAAUACUUAGACUCACUACUUGAGUUGUUCACACGACGGUUCCUCCAGUGUAACCCUGAUUGCCAGCUAUCACAAGAUACCUUGAUCAUCCUGUGUCACUCUCUGAUCUUGCUGAGUGUGGACCUCAGUAGUCCGAAGGUAAAAACAAAGAUGACUAAACGUGAAUUUAUCAAGAACCUUCGUGGCGUCACGCAGGAGUGCAGCGUGGAGUACAUAGGGGACAUGUAUGAUGACAUCUACUUAUCAGGGCACAUAGCCGUACCCAAGAGCAAGUGCAGUAAGCCACCGGCUUUCCCAUUCGAAAGGCCGUAUGGAAAGAUCUUCUUAGCGGCGUGAGACCAGGAGGAUGACUCAGUCCAAUAAGAAGACAAUAAAAGAAUGACGUCAUCCCAAUGACAUGACAAUAAAACAAUCUUAGCAACAUAAGUCAAAGGAAGUGACUCCAUCUUAAUGAAAUCAUAUUGGCAGUAUAAGACCAAGAGGACAAGAGAGGCUAGUAUUAGGUCGUCUUAAUGGAAAUAUUUUCUUAUCAGCACAAGUGAAAGAAUCCAAUGAAGUCAUCUUCAUUGAAAAAAAAAGGCAUAAGGCAAAGUAGAUGGCUUCACUUUUAUGUGAAUAAUAUUAAUAUUCUCGGCAACACGAAACCAUGAAGACAUCGUUAUUGAAUGUUCCUAGAAAGAUGACAAAGAGUAUAGUACUGGUGCAUUUUGGUGAAAUUGUAUGGUCAAGACUAUAAAAGACGUUGUGUGUUUUUAAGAAUUAUUAUUUUCAUUGUUUUCGACCCUGCCCACAAAUCUACCAAGGAUUGGUAGAAAAUUCUUAGCAGUAAGCUGUGCUAGCACAAAACUGUACAUAGACUGAUUGUCAAAUGAUGUUAGCUUUGUAUCACGUUUAUUUAGAAACAUUUUUUAAGCCGAACAUUUUUAUAUUGCCUAUUUUAUAAUUACUUUGAUAAGAGGAUUACACAAAUAAAAGGUAGUAGAAUUCAAAUUACGUUUUUGGACAUACCCCUCCUCGCCUUUUCCAACGUUUAAGCACGUUCAGAUAAAGAAAGGACAAUCCUACCCUUUGUACUAAGUUAAUAACUUGUAUUAGACUAAAAGUGUAACUGAACAUUAAAAACUUUUUUUUUAAUUAAACACCGCGUCUGCACGAAAUACAGUAAUUAUAAACACUAAUAAAGAAAGCAUGAAAUA